GAUAAUAAUUAGUAUUAUUAAAAAAAUCUAUUGGAUGUUAGUACUAUUAAAAAUUUAUUGACUAACUAAAAGUAAAAUAAUAAUAAUAGUAAAAGUGAAAUAUAAAUCGACAUGAAUUGGAGGACUUCUAGGGAAAGCAAUUAUUCAAGAAACCACCAAUGUUAUCAAUAUCUUUAAGUUUAAAUAUGAACCACCUUACUCCAAAACAGAAGACUAGACAUGAGAAGAAAAAGAAAAAAAUGGCAGCUUUAGUUGAAAUUUCACGCUUAAAUGACAUUGAUAGCCAACCAAAAUUUGCAGUUGAAAUACAAAAACAAGAAUCAAUGAACUGUGAUACAUCUAGUGAUCAACCAUUAUGCAAGAAAAAGCGACCAAAUUUAUUGGAUUCAGAUGAAGGAUUAGCACAAACUACAUUUGACUUUCAACAUUUAACAAGUGAAUGUGAAUUGAAAGUUAUUGAUACAGAAUCUAAUAAAGUGGAGUGUAGCUACUCAGAGUUAAAAUCAGAAUACAGAAAUAUAAAACAGAGAUCUAAAUCAGCAAUCAGAUUUCGUUUAAAAGCCACAGGUGAAAAAGCAUCCUUAAUCACUCAAUAUGACAAAAGAGUUCCAUUAUUUAUGACAGAUAUUCAACAAUUAAUAUUAUUUUCUAUUAUGGGACGGCAUACUUAUCUGCCAUCACGAUGGUGUCAACUGGAGAAAUAUAGUGAUGUUUCACAUACAGUGGUACUGGCCAUAGAAGGUAUUUCUUUAUAUCAUUUUACAUCAUAUGAAUCUGUGCUGAAAGGACUUUCAGUGCUUUUUGAAAACAAAAUUGAAGUUAUAACCCCCAAUCAUAACAAUUUAAUAGAAGAUUUAGCUGCUUUGCCCCACAUAAACCUUCAUAAAGAUAAAUUGAUCAACGAUCACGGUAGUCUAGAAGAGACUUUUCAAAAUGUCAUUGAUAAUAUGACAAUGAUUAAAGCAAUUUUCCCUAUAAGGAUAUCUAACAUGAACACUGUUCAUAAUUCUAUACCAGCAACUGAUAAAUAUUCUAGAAAACUGUUACUUAUGUCUAUUUGGCAGAUGGUAGAGGAUAAUUAUCCUCUUCCUUUGAAAGGAGAACUUUGCAGAAAGUAUAAAAAUUAUGUCUUGACCAAAGAAUUGUAUUCUGAGAUAAGUUCAUCAUCCCCUAUGUUUGGAUUAGAUUGUGAAAUGUGUCGAACACAAAAUGAAUUAUCGGAGUUGACCAGAAUAACAAUUGUUAACGAAAAACAUGAAAUUAUUUAUGAUAAAUUAGUUAAGCCAUAUAGUAGAAUUACAGAUUACUUAACUAAAUAUUCUGGCAUAACAGAAGCAAUGUUGAGAAAUGUUACAACUAGACUUGAAGAUGUACAAAGAGAUCUAAGAAGAAUUUUACCUGAUGAUGCUAUACUCAUUGGCCAUUCUUUGAACUGUGAUUUAAAAGCAUUAAAAAUGAUGCAUCCUUAUUGCAUAGAUACUAGUGUUAUAUUUAAUAUAACUGGAGAUAGGUCAAGAAAAUCAAAGCUGCGAACUAUUACAAAGAAAUUUUUGGGUGAAGUUAUUCAGCAAGAUUCGAGUGGACAUAAUUCUGCUGAAGAUAGUUUAGCCUCUCUAAAACUAGCUCAACUCAAACUUGAUAAAUCUUUAGAUUUUGGAGACUCUGUUCUUUACGGUUUGAGAAGAUCUGAAACAAAUUAUGCUCGCAGUAAUUCUAAAAGUGGUAACAACAAGGAUCAUAUUUUGAAAGAUACCAUAGUUGUUAGUUCAAGAGAUACUGCAUUUGACUAUAAUCAGUAUUUGAAUAAGUUUAAGGUUCAAAAUGCAAGAUUUGAGAUCUGUAACACCAAUAAAGAUAUUGUAAAAGAAUUAUGCAAUAACUGCACCAAAUAUAAAUUUAGCCUUGCACAUUUGCAUAUACCUAAUGACGAUUUACAGUAUCCGGCAGCAGAAAAAACUUUAGGUGAAUUGGAUCAAUGGAUUAUUGAUGUGUGGACAAAUAUGGCUGCAAAUGGUCUAUGCGUUAUUAUUUUUAAUGGACAGUCUCAAGGAAGUGGCUUAUGUUUCCUAGGAAUAAAGAAAUGAAAUCCUAGAUAAUGUUCUCGCUUUAGUCUAUACAGACAAUUUGUUUGUAAUUAUAAACAAGAACAAAAUGAUAAGUUAGAAAAAUAAAAUUAAAUGGAA
Molecule: messenger RNA, 2183 nt
Organism: Ctenocephalides felis (cat flea)
Lineage: Eukaryota; Metazoa; Arthropoda; Insecta; Siphonaptera; Pulicidae
Product: RNA exonuclease 5-like
Exons: 2
Coding region: 159-2084 (641 amino acids)
Cellular component (GO): nucleus
Molecular function (GO): nucleic acid binding; exonuclease activity
Source: RefSeq, a predicted model, not a curated record